This is a messenger RNA of Pocillopora damicornis (cauliflower coral), 2845 nucleotides long. RefSeq names its product potassium voltage-gated channel protein Shaw. Gene Ontology annotation, cellular component: membrane; voltage-gated potassium channel complex. NCBI's taxonomy places the organism in Eukaryota, Metazoa, Cnidaria, Anthozoa, Scleractinia, Pocilloporidae. The record is from RefSeq and is a predicted model, not a curated record. Gene Ontology annotation, molecular function: protein binding; delayed rectifier potassium channel activity. Gene Ontology annotation, biological process: action potential; protein homooligomerization; potassium ion transmembrane transport.
UCGCUGCACGCUUGGUUUUCAUUCCUCACUAGACAAAACAAUAAAACAAAAUGCAGAACCCCCGUAGGUUUAAGUUGUCCACAGGCAACACCAGUAGCGAGAAAAACAACUCACAUGUUUAUACUUUUAUGAUCACAAACGUUUUUGUUGCAGGAGCCGCUUAUAGUUCUUGUGAAAAGCUGGUUAUUAUGGCUGACGGAAGCGAAACAGAAACAGCACUACCGAAAAUAGAGCCAAAAGUUGUCGUUCUUGACCGUUUUAAUAUCUGUCAGUUGUCGACGGUUUAAAAUUUCUCUCCGUGAAUAUCACCUGCUAUCGACAACAGGCAGCUGCCCAUCACGAUCUGGGCAAAAAAAAAAAUAUCCUUCAUCGGUUGCGGAAUUGUCUACGUACAGCAAUAUCUCUUACAGCGCUGUGGCAAAAGUUCAAAGGGGGAAAAACCACACAUGCAAAGCUGUGUUCACCGUAUUAACGAUUACUUUUUUAAUACUGACAAGCGCGCAACAGAGACUCCCAGCCUAGCAUCACUGCAUCUUUCUUUGAAACUAUGGAUACAGACACGGACAAGAUUAUUAUAAACGUUGGUGGAAAACGCCAUGAGACGUACGCCAGCACGCUUCAAACCAUUCCCGACACGAGGCUUUCAUGGUUAGCAGGCAGUUACCUUAACAGUGAUACUAAACAAGAAUUUUUCUUCGACCGAAAUCCAAAAAUCUUUGGUAUCAUUUUGAACUAUUACCGCACAGGCCAUCUCCAUGCGCCGAGGGAUUUCUGCGGUCCGCUGUUUCAAGAGGAGCUGGCGUUCUGGGGAAUUGAGGAGAGGGAGAUGGAAGCGUGUUGUUGGCCAUAUUACACGCAACACCGAGACGCUGAGAAAAAUUUGAAGGAUUUUGUAGGACCUGAGUUUGAGGAUUCUGAUGAGAACGACGACGACGAAUUUUCACCGGAAUUCGAUUCAACAUACGGUCAGGCCACUUCUUUGUCAUGGUGGACAAUAUACAGACCUAAAGUUUGGGCCGUGUUGGAUGAUGCUCAUUCGUCUACCAAGGCUAAGGUCUUCGCUUUAACCUCUUUGUUUAUGAUUCUGGCGUCUGUGGUAUCCAUGUGCGUCUUGUCUGUGGUACAGGAUAAAAAUAAUGUCUACAUUAGAGGCUUUGAGUACGCCUUUUGUGCCUGGUUCACUUUGGAAUUUGGCGCAAGGUUGUUAUUUUGCCCAGACAAGUUGGCUUUCUUUAAAGAAAUUAUGACGUGGGUCGAUCUUAUAUCGUUGUUACCUUUUUAUGAAGACAUAAUUUUUGGUACCAGUAUGUUAAAAUUUCUACGAGCCGUGAGACUUAUACGUACAUUUCGCGCACUGAAAGUGUUCGCCUUCACAAGCGGUUUACAGAUCAUAGUGCAAUCACUCAAAGCGAGUUUCAGAGAAUUGAUCCUACUGCUGAUAAUUCUCCUCAUUCCAGUUGUCGUGUUUUCAAGCGUGUUGUUCGAAAUCGAAUCCCAUCAACCCAAACAGAAGGACUUUAAGAACAUCCCACAGGCAUUUUGGUGGGCUAUCAUUACCAUGACAACAGUAGGCUACGGCGAUAUGGUACCGAUCACGAUCCCUGGGCGAAUCAUUGGAGGAAUCUGUGCCAUACUUGGCGUGCUUAUUGUGGCGUUGCCUGUUUCGGUUAUUGGCAAUAACUUUUCCACUUAUUACUCUCACGCGCAAGCAAGGCUGAGCCUUCCAAAGAAAAAGCGUCGCUUGAUCAUGUGUGAAGCCAAACUGCGGGCUAAUCCUAGACAAGGGCAAUCACCUUCCAGUUCAACAUCACUACGUGCAAAUGGUGUUCACGAGGUCCCAGAGGUCGUAACUGAGACACCAUCCAGGAAAGGCUCUGCCACAAAAUACCGACGCUAUCACCGCCGUUCUAGGAAUACUUUAUUUGCGCAUGGUGAUGUCUACAUAGGGCCAACAAGGUUUGAUAGGCCUAAGCUUCAUCACGCUGAAACAUGCAAUGAGGAGGAAAAUGAGAAUGAAAGCGAGAGUGAAACAGGGAAAAGUGAAUGUCCCACCGCAAGGGAAACAACGAGCAGCGGAGACUUAGACAAUGUGGUAGAAAAAGGAGGAGCCUUGCCACCUCAGGCUAGUGAGGAACUUCCUCGUAUUUCGGCGCUCCCUAGAAAUUUCACACUCAUUAACUCGAUGCAUGAGAGCGAAGAAAUUAUCGAAGAGGAUUCGAGGCCUUCUUCCGUUCUUUCUGAACGUCGUGGGACAAAAAAGAAAAAGCUGCACCCUGGUGUCCAAUCAUCUCGCCGUAAAAAAUCCAAUAGCUCUCUCUCAAGGUCAUGGAUAGAACUAAAAGCUCAACAAGCGCAAUCACCACAAGAGAACGGGCAUCCUCAGAGUUCCCGCGGGAACAAAGCUCGCGUGUCCUCGGUGGAUGUACGGGGAUCACCACAGGAGAAGGGGCGUCCUCAGAGUUCCCGCGGAAACAAAGCUCGCGUGUCCCCGGUGGAUGCACGGGGGAGUUACAAAAACCCGGGUAUGGAAAAGGAGAGUCCCUCGAAUUUAUCCUCAUCCCGGAUUUACUCCGUACCCUCGUUUAAGGUGGACAGUGAGACUACCCGACUGGAUAAAGGAGAUAUGCCUGGCGAAGAGAUCAACUCAAACUCGGCGAUUGUAAAUGAUAGCAAUCACAGAACUGGUAAAUCAUCGGAGCACGAUUUUGCAAACGGUUUUAUAGCUUAAUAGUAGAGAAAACUAAGGAAAGUACUAAAUAGAACAGUAAGACGACUGAAAUUCGUCCACAGUGGCAUGUGGAUGAGAAUAUUUGCAUUAUCGACGCAUAUUUAGCGGGCACAAUAA